UGGGGUCCUUGGCUCGCGCCGAAAUUCAAAGGCAUAAAUGGCGCCGGCGCGGGCGGUGCGCGGGGCGCGCGUUGCAGCGGCGCUGCUGGAGUUCUGUGUGGCGUGUCUGCGGGCGUGACACUCAGCCCUUGGGACCGGGGAGCACUCUGGAGCACCCCAAGCCUCCGUGGCCCGGUGCUGCGGCGAGGCGGGUGUCUGUCUGUAUAGAACUGCUUCGUGGCCCAUUUGGUUCCUGGGAGAGGUGGUGGUACCCACACCAGCAGGGAAAAUGCACGUCAAGUCAAUAGUUCUCGAGGGCUUCAAGUCCUAUGCCCAGAGGACUGAAGUCAAUGGUUUUGACCCCCUCUUCAAUGCCAUCACUGGUCUGAAUGGUAGUGGGAAAUCCAACAUACUGGACUCCAUCUGUUUUUUGCUGGGCAUCUCCAACUUGUCUCAGGUUCGAGCUUCUAAUUUGCAAGACUUAGUUUACAAAAAUGGGCAGGCCGGUAUUACCAAAGCCUCAGUAUCCAUCACCUUUGAUAAUUCAGACAAGAAACAAAGUCCUUUAGGAUUUGAGAUUCAUGAUGAGAUUACAGUCACCAGACAGGUGGUUAUUGGUGGCAGAAAUAAAUACUUGAUCAAUGGUGUGAAUGCGAACAACACCAGAGUGCAGGAUCUAUUUUGUUCCGUCGGCCUCAACGUCAACAACCCCCACUUCCUCAUCAUGCAGGGUCGAAUUACAAAAGUAUUGAAUAUGAAACCUCCAGAGAUUUUAUCCAUGAUCGAAGAAGCAGCUGGAACAAGGAUGUAUGAAUACAAAAAAAUAGCUGCUCAGAAAACCAUAGAAAAAAAGGAGGCCAAACUGAAAGAAAUUAAGACGAUACUUGAAGAAGAGAUUACUCCAACCAUUCAGAAAUUGAAAGAGGAAAGAUCUUCCUACUUGGAAUAUCAGAAAGUAAUGAGAGAGAUAGAACAUCUAAGUCGUCUGUAUAUUGCUUAUCAGUUUUUGUUGGCCGAAGACACCAAGGAACGCUCAGCCGAGGACUUAAAAGGAAUGCAGGAUACAAUUGGGAAGCUUCAAGAAGAACUGUCUGAGAAUGACAAAAAAAUCAAAGCACUUAGUCAUGAGAUAGAAGAGCUGGAAAAGAGAAAAGAUAAGGAAAUUGGAGGUAUACUCAGAUCGUUAGAAGAUGCUCUUGCAGAAGCGCAACGAGUCCAUACUAAGUCUCAAAGUGCCUUUGAUCUCAAGAAGAAAAAUCUGACUAGUGAAGAAAACAAACGUAAAGAACUAGAACAAACUCUGGCCGAGGAUUCUAAAACAUUAUCAGCGAAGGAAAAAGAGGUUAAGAAGAUAACAGAUGGGCUAAGUGCCCUUCAGGAAACGAGUAAUCAAGAUGCCGAGGCCUUGGCGGCUGCACAGCAACACUUCAAUGCUGUGUCUGCUGGGCUUUCGAGUAAUGAAGAUGGAGCAGCAGCAACGCUUGCUGGUCAGAUGAUGGCCUGUAAAAAUGACAUAAGCAAAGCUCAGACAGAAGCCAAACAGGCUCAGAUGAAGCUGAAACAUGCCCAACAAGAAUUAAAGACCAAACAGGCUGAAGUCAAGAAGAUGGAUAGUGGCUACAGGAAGGAUCAGGAAGCUUUCGAGUCGGUGAAGAAACUGAAAGAGAAACUGGAAGCUGAAAUGAAAAGGCUCAAUUAUGAAGAAAACAAGGAGGAGAAUCUUCUGGAAAGGCGGAGACAGCUGUCCCGGGACAUCAGUAGAUUAAAAGAAACAUACGAAGCUCUCUUGGCCAGAUUUCCCAACCUUCGAUUUGCCUACAGGGACCCCGAGAAGAACUGGAACAGAAGUUGUGUGAAAGGACUUGUAGCUUCUCUGAUAAGCGUGAAAGACACUUCAGCAGUCACAGCUUUAGAAUUAGUAGCUGGGGAACGACUCUACAAUGUUGUAGUAGACACAGAGGUCACUGGAAAGAAACUCCUAGAGAAGGGCGAGUUGAAGCGCCGGUACACUAUAAUUCCACUGAAUAAAAUCUCAGCCAGGUGCAUCACUCCAGAAACUCUGAGGGUGGCUCAGGAUCUUGUUGGUCCUAAAAAUGUUCACGUGGCUCUUUCCCUGGUUGAAUACAAACCAGAACUUCAGAAAGCAAUGGAAUUUGUCUUUGGGACAACACUUGUUUGUGACACUAUGGAUAAUGCUAAAAAAGUGGCUUUUGAUAAAAGGAUAAUGACUAGAACUGUAACCCUGGGCGGUGACGUAUUUGACCCUCACGGGACAUUAAGUGGAGGUGCUCGGUCUCAGGCUGCUUCUAUUCUAACCAAAUUUCAAGAACUUAAAGAUAUUCAAGAUGAGCUGAAAAUCAAGGAAAAUGAGCUACAAGGCUUAGAAAAAGAACUAGCAGGUCUUAAACACACUGCUGAAAAGUAUCACCAACUAAAGCAGCAGUGGGAGAUGAAAGCUGAGGAGGCAGAAUUAUUACAGACCAAGCUCCAGCAAAGUUCCUAUCAUAAGCAGCAGGAAGAACUAGAUGCUCUCAAAAACGUCAUCGAGGAAAGUGAGGAGACCUUAAAAAAUACCAAAGAAAUUCAAAAAAAGGCAGAAGAAAAAUAUGAAGUACUGGAGAAUAAAAUGAAAAAUGCAGAAGCUGAAAGUGAGAGAGAACUGAAGGAUGCUCAGAAAAAACUGGACGUGGCCAAGAAGAAAGCAGAUGCCUCCAGCAAAAUAAUGAAAGAAAAACAACAGGAAGUUGAAGCUAUCACUCUGGAGCUAGAAGAGCUCAAGCGAGAGCACACAUCCUACAAACAGCAGCUGGAAGCUGUAAAUGAAGCUAUCCAGUCCUAUGAAGGUCAGAUUGAAGCAAUGGCAAUGGAGGUGGCCAAAACUAAGGAGUCAGUAAAUACAGCUCAAGAAGAAGUGACCAAGCAAAAGGAAGUGAUAACAGCGCAAGACAGUGUAAUCAAAACUAAAUACACAGAAGUAGCAAAAUAUAAAGAGCAAAACAACGACUCGCAGCUUAAAAUCAAGGAGCUGGAGCACAACAUCAGCAAACAUAAGCGAGAAGCCGAGGACGCUGCAGCAAAGGCACGUCUGCUGCUUUUCCCUUUGAACUGUUGGAAUAUUCUGGUAAACUGCUCAGUGAAGGACUCGCAGUACGUGGCAGAACUACUGCCUGCCACAGUUUUGAGACGUAGGGCCGUGUUCACUACCCAGCAGCAAUGCCCACUUUCACCAGCUGCCACAGAGAUUUUUUUGAAGAUGUCUUUAGCAGACUCUUAGUGUCUUAGUGGAAAGACCGUUUUUAUCCCCAGGUAUU
This is a messenger RNA of Erinaceus europaeus (western European hedgehog), 3290 nucleotides long. It is a transcript of the gene SMC2, whose product is annotated as structural maintenance of chromosomes 2. Gene Ontology annotation, cellular component: chromosome. The transcript is spliced from 20 exons. The record is from RefSeq and is a predicted model, not a curated record. Gene Ontology annotation, biological process: chromosome organization. Lineage: Eukaryota; Metazoa; Chordata; Mammalia; Eulipotyphla; Erinaceidae. Gene Ontology annotation, molecular function: protein binding; ATP hydrolysis activity; ATP binding. The coding region runs from base 269 to 3253 and encodes 994 amino acids.